This is a messenger RNA of Yamadazyma tenuis ATCC 10573, 2006 nucleotides long. NCBI's taxonomy places the organism in Eukaryota, Fungi, Ascomycota, Pichiomycetes, Serinales, Debaryomycetaceae. The record is from RefSeq and is a predicted model, not a curated record.
GUGGAAAUGACAAUAGAUCGCACAUCCUUCAUCGAUUAAGGUUAAACCAUAUUCAAUGCCAGAUAUGUUGGCCACUUUCCCCUUAAAGGCAAAUCACGGGGUUAAUAGUUUCAGAAUUCCCUAUUAUCAUCCUAAUUUCGGCCAACAGAUUUUAGGUUGCAAUUUUGCAGUCUUGCAAGAACAGCUUUGCCUAGCAUCCUUCCUUGUCGUAUGGAUUUCUUGCUACUCAUUCAAAUUGGUCCAGUGUUAGAUCUUUUAACCGAAGGUUUCUGUUGUCUAUAUCUAUAGUCAGACUUCCAUAUGUAGGACGUACAAAACCCUUGACAACCCUCCAAAGAAGCUGAGCCAUACUUGUGCUUAUUGACAUCACUACUUCGGAUCCAUCAAGGGUUCACAUUCUACCAAUAUGCAAGCACUUCCCAGAACAAAUGUAACAAAAAUGGAUUCAGGGUCCAGCAACCCGAAUUCCAAGGACACUACAAGGUUUGGUGCAUUGGUUAUAAUCUUAAUUGCUAGCUGAAAGCUUUCAAACUAUUCGUCUAUAAAAAGAAAACACUAGAACAACAUUUGUAAGAUAGUCAUAAUAACGGUAGCAACGGCCCCAAAUGCCGAAAUAUGAGCUCCUGAACUAUCUUUAGAGGAGGAGGAGGAAGAAGACCCGGAAGCAGUACUAGAAGCAACAGGCACGCUUGAUAAAGCAGUAGCAACUUCGUCCAGGACUGACACCAAACUCUUCACACUAGAAGCAGGUAUGGUAUCGUUAAAGGUGGUGGAAUUUGAUAUGAAUGAAUAGACAGCUCCACUACCAUCAAAUACAACCCCACCUAUCAUUGUCCCUUUAUAAUCUCUUGAAAAGUAUCCUGGAACUUGUAUACCAGUUUCAAUAUCGUCGGUUCCUUGGUAGUCAUGAAUGGUGGAACGCAACUUUCCUACUUGAGAGGAAGUGUAGUUCAUGAUUUCAAAAACAUCAAACUCACCACAUCCAGAUCUCCAACAGGAACAGUUUACAUUUGUACCGUAUUGAGAAGUCCGAGGAAUAUUAGAGUUCAAAAGCCAGAUAGCGGGCAUGUUCCAGUUUGAUACUGAACCCUUCUUUAAAGAGGUUUCUUCAGGCAUGGUGAACUCAAACAAGAACAUCUUGAUAGCACCGUAGAACCCAUGAUAGGCAGGGGUAUCUGAACGGUAGACACCACAGUCUCCGUCGAUACCGGAAUCACCACAUGAAAUGUUGGAAAAGAUGACAAAUUCUUCGUUAGAAGCAAGUAAAGCACCUUCUUCAAGAAUCGUAGAAGAAUCUGCCUUAGAGAUACCAUCGCUGUCUGCAUAGGUCAACCCAACACCUAAACAGGAGGAGUUUUUUCCGGCUUUAGUGAGGAAAGUAACGUUAUCAGCGGUUUGUGACGAAGCUUCGUAGUAAGCUAAACGUUCCCAAUCUUCGGAGUCACCGGAAUCAACUUCAAAGUUGUCGGAAACAUAAUAAGCAAACUUGCUAAGGGUUAAGGGGCCUCUAAAAUGGACUGAAAGCUCUUCGUUAAGAGGGGCAUUCGAUCCGGAGAACAGAGUGGUGGAAUCACUUAACAGACAUGAACAAGAAUCGGAAUAAAUGUCUUCAAGGGCUGAGACAUGUUUAUAAGUACCCAGGAACCCAACAUUAGAAAACUCAAGAACAUUAGCUUUGGAUGCAGAAGCAGCAGCAAUAGCUGUAGCUUGAAGAACGAGCGGAAUUAAUUGAAACAUAAAUAGGGAUAAAACGUGUCUAUAAAGCUGCGUUGUGCUUUUGCUUAGGAUAUUGUUCAAUUUCUUUGGAAAUCUAUCCCAAUUUAUUUCUUGAGCGAAACAUGGCUUUUCAGCUGCUGCGGAUUGGUGGCAGGUGCAGGUACCGGCAUCAUCUCAUCAUAUUUAUCCGAAGGUGUGAAACUCCGACAGUGUUUGUUAGUUAGAAGGAUGUUUGGGUUGAAGCGGCGGAUCUGUUGUACCUGACUUGCACUUUUCAAGGUCCUAUUUGC